Owenia fusiformis is the source of this 379-nucleotide messenger RNA. NCBI's taxonomy places the organism in Eukaryota, Metazoa, Annelida, Polychaeta, Sabellida, Oweniidae. The record is from the annotation of a GenBank genome assembly.
UAUUCUUCAAUCUUCUCCCACUCCCUUAUCAACCCAUUUACUACAAAAUCCUAUCCCCUCAGAUGGACAAAUCCCAUGUACACCAACAUCACCAGUCUUAUUUACAUCUACAUGUAAGUUAACUUCCCCAACAGUACCUAGCCUUUCUACACCAAAAGUCCCCCAAAAGUCAGAAGCAGAUAAAAAGCGGAAAGCCAGCAGUUCUCCAAGGGAAUUUAAGGCCACUCCAAAGAGAAACGCUGUAAAAAAACAUCAAAAAAUCAAUGAACAUGAAAAUCAAUCUAGUGAUAGUGAAAACUAUCACACUGAUGAUGAUAACGAUGAUGAUAAUGUAAUGGCUGUUGGUUGCAACACAUUGCAUCAUAGUGAUAAAUUAUAA